Messenger RNA from Racocetra fulgida, 197 nucleotides. NCBI's taxonomy places the organism in Eukaryota, Fungi, Glomeromycota, Glomeromycetes, Diversisporales, Gigasporaceae. The record is from the annotation of a GenBank genome assembly.
AUGAUAUAUGCAAAUGUCACCAAACAAGAUAUUCUCCUUCUUCAAGAAUUAGACCAAUUAUCUCAAGAACAUCCAGAUCAAUUAAAAAUCUUUUACACUCUGGAUCAACCUCCUGACGAUGAAUUAUGGACGCAAGGAGUUGGAUAUGUAUCUCAAAAAGCAAUUAAAAAAACCAUAUCCCUGGACCUCAAGAGGAC